AACCAAAUCAUUUAAAAUUACCCCUAAUCCCAAAUUCCUCAUUUCCAAUCUACGUCGACAAUCACCGCCUCUUUCUCAACAAUGGCGAGAAAUCUAACCCACAAGAUCGCAUCAAUCGUAACGAUCUCAAAGCCAACUCAGACUCACUGGGUGGAGUCGGCGACUCGGAUUGUACCCAACUCAGUUUCGACCUUCUUAAUGAGCACUUCUGCAAACAACGAUCAACAAAAGGGUGAAAAGGAGGAGGUUAACAAGGCAACUCAGAUUGAAGAAGAGGAGAGAGAAAAUACCGAAGACGAUAGCGAUGAUGAUGAUGGCGGUGUUCAUGUGAAUGAAGAGACUGGUGAGAUUGGUGGGCCCAGAGGACCCGAACCCACCCGGUAUGGAGAUUGGGAGCAGAAGGGUCGUUGCUCCGAUUUUUAAUCCAAUCCUUAUCGAAUUUUCUACAUUUUUAGUUUUUUUUUUUUUUUAAUGUUGAAUGUUUGGAAUGUUGAAUAAUCUGUAUUCAUGUAAGAUGUAACAAGUUUGUUAAAUGGUUUUUUUAUUGAGAGCUUCUCCAAUUGAUUUGCAUUAUUGAUCA
This is a messenger RNA of Chenopodium quinoa (quinoa), 580 nucleotides long. RefSeq names its product succinate dehydrogenase assembly factor 4, mitochondrial. Gene Ontology annotation, biological process: mitochondrial respiratory chain complex II assembly. The coding region runs from base 82 to 423 and encodes 113 amino acids. NCBI's taxonomy places the organism in Eukaryota, Viridiplantae, Streptophyta, Magnoliopsida, Caryophyllales, Amaranthaceae. The transcript has a single exon. Gene Ontology annotation, cellular component: mitochondrion. The record is from RefSeq and is a predicted model, not a curated record.